This is a messenger RNA of Suillus subaureus, 453 nucleotides long. RefSeq lists its product as uncharacterized. The record is from RefSeq and is a predicted model, not a curated record. Lineage: Eukaryota; Fungi; Basidiomycota; Agaricomycetes; Boletales; Suillaceae. The coding region runs from base 1 to 453 and encodes 150 amino acids. The transcript has 3 exons.
AUGAUGAUAGGUGCCAGGGCACAGGAUGGAGGACAACAGAUGAAGGGAGGUCGAAAAAGAAUCGGAAAGCCUGCUUUCAAACUGGAAACUGACGGAGAUGGGAUGCCAUUGCUUCCAGACAUCACUGAAAUGAAACUCAAGGAGAAGAAGGCCAUAGUGAGGGCAUUUCUUACAUCGCACUAUCGUGUGGACUUGAAGGAGCCUUCAAAGUCGCAAAAUUGGGACACUACAGCCUUACUCAAUUUCUGGCAUGCUCAGCAGGAGAAAGGCAAAGGACCAACAUUCCUGUUCAAAGCAUGGAAGAACAAAGAUGGAGACAUGCUGAUGGUAGAUCCCCACAAAAGAGACCCAGAAGAGAGCCAGGUCCUUCAACAGCACAUGAAGGGACAGCAGUCCCAUGUGCAAUUCCAAAGCCUUGCCCAGUCAAGCCGGCGAAAACUGGUGCACUGCUGA